GUUGAUUAUGUUGACAUGUCAGUUUUCUGCAUUACUUUAAUUAAGUGACGGUAAUGCUAUCGUCAUUUUUUUUCAGGAAGAAGUAGCUGCCAGUCUCAACAACCUCGUUGAUUCUGCGAACAAGACUGACAGUCAGAUUCAGGAGCUGUGGACGCAACUGAUUAGCCGCUUUGGUGGCCUAAAGUCAGAAGCCAGACGAGACGCUGUGGAACAAGUAACCAAGAUACAGAAGAUAGCUGAGGCGGUGCAAGGCAACGUCCACAAAAAGAUCACGACGGCCAAGGACGUGCUGCUCACGCACGAGAUCGCCUACCCGGGAUUCUUGGGAAUGCGGACGGACCCCUUCCAGGCGGGCAGGAUGCGGCUGAGGCUGGUCACCUUCGUGACGUCACUGGUCGUGGUCGUGUUCGUGCUGUCCCUGGUGGUCACCAUCGCGCUCGGAAUCUCUAUGCGCAGCCCGGAGACGAUGCCCGCAGAGAAGAGCAAGUUCUCAAACUUCGCCGGCCUGGCAAUUCUCUUUACAGCCUACGGCGCACUGCCUGCGUCGGCCGUGCUGCUCGUGAUUGGCCGUAACAUCAUGAGCAUGAGUGUCGCCGCCCAGACGUUCAUCUGCAACCCAUACUCGAGGCGAAGCCCCAGUCUUGUGGACCACAUACGUUUUGCUGCCGAGCUGAAUCGCAAGUACACAGCGCACAUCCUAGACUACCUCACUUAUCCGUCCAGCUUCUCAAAAUGUGCAAGCGCCCUCGAGAAGGCUAUCAGGACUGACAUAGAGCCCCUUGAAAUCAUUGAUAUCGGACGAGUGAGGAGGAAGCUGCUUGGAGGGCCCUCAUCGACGGCGUACCGUCACAGCGACGCAGACUUGAGCACACUCAUGCAGUACGUGACCGACUUCAGGGCAUUCGUGGACGAAGAGAGGCAACGAAUAAGCAUCAUACCCGAAGGAAGUAUAACCAAAUUUAUCGACUACAUAACGUUCAGUCUUGCGACCGGUGGUGACGCCCUGGCUUCGAAGAUGACCGAGGUCAUCGAGAAGAGCUACCGGAACAUUGUGAGAAGAAAGGUUCUGAGACUCGAAGCAGCAUUUUCCGGAGUCAGGACCAACGCGAUCACUGCACUCGGACACUGCGAUGAGCUGAGACAGGCCUACGACUCCGGAGUGUCGCUUAUGUGCAACGUCAUCUUGUCAAACACGAACGGCUUCUGGGUGGCGCUAGUGAUCAUCUCGAUUCUGCUCACCUGUGCCUCGUUCACCUCCAUGCGGCUCUCGAGGCAGUGCCUCAAGAUGACCAGGCGGGAACGGGCCGUCUCCGAGGACGAGCCCGUAGGACACUCCCUCAAGGAAAGCCGUCAUAGCAUUUCCUCCCAGAUGCGUCCGAAAGUCGUGACGUCGGGUUGCGAGGAGUGCGGGGACUUCCGGGGCGCCUCGUCGACGCCGGACGACGACGACCUGGACGUGACCGUGUUAGGUAGCGUCCACAGCAACAGAUUCUACGGCGACGGCGUCGAAGGCGACCACUCCUUCAGAACCUAGAAGCUUUCGCGCUCUCUUCUCACUCGCCUCCGAACACCGCAUCAACCUUCUCACUCCAUCUAUUUCCCCCCCCACUUUAUUGACGCGCACCAAGGGUGGAACUCAUAGAAAGUGCUUACCUCAUGAAACAUCAUGUGUCCCGAAGAGUGCCUCCAAUAAACCAAG
Molecule: messenger RNA, 1699 nt
Organism: Rhipicephalus sanguineus (brown dog tick)
Lineage: Eukaryota; Metazoa; Arthropoda; Arachnida; Ixodida; Ixodidae
Exons: 15
Coding region: 329-1534 (401 amino acids)
Cellular component (GO): membrane
Source: RefSeq, a predicted model, not a curated record